AACUUAAAUAUUUUCUUUAGUUGAGUUGAAUUGUUAGCUCUUAUAUUCCAAUUUAAAACGAGGAUUUACAUCUGCGCUUGUUUUAAUUUGAAAAGGCAUGAGUCUGCUUGUGUGCAUUUGUGGAAAGCAUUGACAUCUCUUAGGGUUUUUUUUUUAGUCAUAGGUGUGUUCCAAUACGCCAUUAUGUUCACUUGUUAAGACUAGCUAAAAAAACUUGUCAUCACGUAAAACUUUUUUACAUUUUAUAAAGACUUUCCUUUCAAAAUCAAAUUCACGUGUACAGCUCUGGGAAUGUUUUACAAACUGUUUCUUACUUUUGACAACAUGCGUCAGUCAAAAUAGUUUUUUCACCUCAGUACCUACACUGUAGGAAAAGCAAUAUGGUUGUGAUAGUUUGUAUGUUUGCUGACCUGUGAAUCCUUAUGCUAAUGGUGUUUUAUAUGGGAAUAGCAAAUGAAUGUGGGGUCUGGAAAGUCACAGACCACGUGCCUUGCUGUCUAAAUAUAUUAUGCCUUUUUCAAGAAGGUGAAACAAUAUGCUGCUGUUUUAGGUCUUCUUACAGACUGCCUCACCUCAAGUCUGCUUUGAAUACCACGCUGCAUCGACAUAAUGAUGCUCUAUCCAUGGUUCUGAAAUAUGUGGCGAUUCACAGUGCUAUAAGGGCAUAACACUACACUCAGUAAUGAAGAAGCUGUAGUUUUUGUCGUUUAUCACUGACAGGCAUAAUUUAAAUUCUCGUUAUUUCUAAGAAAAAAAAAUAUGUUUGACUGUGUUCAUUUCAAAGCAUUGUAGUUAUUUCAAAUGGCCAUGAGGCGACACUAUAGACCGUAACACCGCCGGCAGGUCGCUGUUGUGUAGAAGCCCCUCCCACAUUAACAGGAUCAUCAUUUUUGCCAGUGCUUUGUUAGAAUGAAACGCAGGGCGAAGGGGAAUGAUAUAGGAAAUAUACUCCCAUAUAAUUUGGUCUUUCAAACGAUAUUUUGGCCUUAAUAAGCUAAAGGAAGGUCGAUACAAGGACAUAUGCUUUGUUCUCGUUGUAUGGAAUUAUGCAUCGGCCGGGAAAAAAGACCUCCAUUGGGAUAUAUCUCGUGCUUGUUGUCUUGGAGUUAAACUGGGGAGCGGUAUCCGGGCAGCUCUCCUAUUCCGUCGCAGAGGAGGUAAACCUGGGGACGUCUGUUGGAAAUCUCGCCAAGGAUCUAAAUCUUAAUGUACAGGAUUUGGAGUCACGUAUGUUUCAGAUUGUUACUGGAUCAAAGAGAAAGUAUUUCGACGUAAAUUUGAAGUCAGGUUUUCUAUACGUCAGUGAAAGCAUAGACAGAGAAGAGCUCUGUGCGAAAGGUGCAAAAUGCACAAUAAAUGUAGAGGCUGUGAUUAAUAAUCCACUGAAACUUUACCGUAUUGAGUUUAAUAUCCUUGACGUAAAUGAUAACCCCCCUUCUUUCAGUGCCAAAUCACAAACUAUCGAUAUAGCAGAGAGCGUACUGCCGGGAGCUACAUUCCCUGUGCUGUCGGCCUAUGAUGCCGAUGUAGGUAAAAAUAGUAUUAACACAUACAAGCUAAAUCCCAAUGAAUACUUUUCUUUAGCGGUGCACAAAGGAGAGAGUGUGUCAGCCGAGUUAGUUCUUCAGAAAUCAUUAGACCGAGAAAAACAGGCUUUAAUUAAACUCACGCUGACCGCUGUAGAUGGAGGAGCUCCUCCAAAAUCAGGCACGUCAGAGAUCAUAAUUAAUGUCUUGGAUAUAAACGAUAAUAUCCCGGCUUUUACCAAAACAUUGUAUAAAACAAGUAUUACAGAAAAUGCACCACUUGGCAGUACAGUAGUAACAGUGACUGCAACUGACGCUGAUGAAGGGACAAACAAAGACAUUGUAUAUUUACUAAAUGCGAAAGAUCAGGACCAUGUCUUGGACAUUUUUGAAAUUGAUUCAGAAACAGGAAUAAUAACCGUUAAAGGAAAAAUUGACUUUGAAACAAAUCCUGCCUUUGAAAUUCGUGUGCAGGCUGCUGACAAAGGCCAGCCUCCAUUAACAGCACAGUGUAAAGUACUAGUGGAGGUGGUGGACUUGAAUGACAAUGCGCCUGACAUCACGGUGACGUCACUGCUCAGUACCGUGAAGGAGGAUGCUGAAAUUGGUACAGCUAUUGCACUUGUUUCAGUUCUUGACAGAGAUGGGGGCAAAAACGGUGAAGUCAAAUGUGAGAUAUUGAAUUCGGUUCCCUUUAAAUUAGAGACAAAUUAUAAAAAUUACUAUUCUUUAGUUAUUGGUGGAGCGCUGGACAGGGAACUCAUUUCCCACUACAAUAUCACUAUCAAAGCUACAGAUGAAGGCAGGCCCCCUCUCUCUAACACCAGCGUGGUUAUUAUUCAGGUUUCUGAUGUAAAUGACAACACACCUCGGUUUUCAGAGACCAUGAUUAAUAUGUAUGUUGAAGAAAACAAUCCAGUUGGGACGGUUUUGAAAGCAGUAUCUGCAACAGAUGCUGACUUUAAUGCAAAUGGUCAGGUGAGCUAUUCAUUAGUCAGUGAUAAUAACUUAGUACCACUGUCUACAAUGGUGAACAUCAACUCAGAGACAGGAGAUAUAGUCAGCCUGCAGUCUUUUAACUACGAGGAGUUAAAGACGUUUCAGUUUAAAGUUCAGGCCACAGACUCUGGUGUUCCUCCACUCAGCAGCAACGUGACUGUGAACGUUUGUAUCCUGGAUGAGAAUGACAACAGUCCCGCGAUCCUCGCGCCCUAUUCGGAGCACGGCUCCGUUAACAGUGAGAGCAUCCCCUAUUCUGCUGAAGCGGGAUACUUUGUGGCAAAGAUCAGGGCUGUAGACGCAGACUCUGGAUACAACGCGCUGCUGUCUUAUCAUCUGUCUGAGCCCAAAGGAAACAACCUCUUCCGGAUCGGAACCAGCACCGGGGAGAUCCGGACUAAGAGGAGGAUGAGUGACAAUGACCUGAAAACUCACCCCUUGGUGGUGUUGGUCUCUGAUAGCGGAGAACCCUCCCUGUCAGCUACUGUGUCUAUUGAUGUGGUGGUGGUCGAAAGCACAGCUGACAUCCAGACUCAGUUCAGACACGUGCCCAUAAAGGAGGAGAGCUUCUCUGAUUUAAACCUGUAUCUGCUGAUCGCCAUCGUGUCGGUGUCAGUGGUCUUUCUGCUGAGCCUCAUCAGUUUAAUAGCUGUCAGAUGCCACAGGACAGACGGCCCUUUCAGCAGGUACAGCGCCCCGAUGAUCACCACCCACCCUGACGGGAGCUGGUCUUACUCUAAGUCUACUCAGCAGUAUGACGUGUGUUUCAGCUCAGACACACUGAAGAGUGACGUAGUGGUUUUCCCCGCACCGUUUCCGCCUGUAGAUGCGGAGCUGAUCAGUAUUAACGGAGGGGACACUUUCACCAAAACUCAGACUUUACCUAAUAAAGAAAAGGUAAGAAAAAUUGCUACUGAUUUCAUCACAGGAUUUUUUUCUCGUAGUAUUAAUAAAUUGCCAUUCUCAUUAACUGUCAUAGAUUUUUCUAUCAUAGCGUGAAAAGUUUAGAAGUGUGUGGCUUGCCAAAUUUUAUUCAUCAAUAAAAGGAGUUAAUAUUUUCUAAUUUUGGGUUAAACAUAAUGCGCGUAUAUUUUGUAAUAUACAGAGAUACUAACUUGCUAAGCUAAUUACUUGCACAUGCUGGAAGUGUUAAAGUAUUUACAUUUAUUGGAAAUUGUUCUUCGACUUUACCUACAAAUAAUUAUGAUCUGCAGCUUUACUUAUAAAUAUUCUAUUGUUAAGAAUUUGAAAGGGAUGGUUAUUCAGACAUUUAUUUGCAGUCUCUCUGCCACCUAAACCUUGAUUCUAAAUGGUUUUAUGUCGCUUUGUUGUGUACUAGAAAGUUGGCAUGGGAUUUAAUGAGCGUUAACUGUGUCCACGAUUGUUUCCUCUGAUUUAAGAACAAUUUCAGUACAACAAAGUUGAAAUCUUUUCAGUGAGUUAAGAUGUAUUGGAUACAGUACUCUGCAGUCACUUGAGAAAUGGCACGACAUAUAUUAAAACCUCAUUGAGCCGCUGUCCAUGGUUCUGUAAACAUCUUCACUUUCUUCUGUUCUCUGCAUUGACAUUCCGGUGCUGUCCGUGGUGCUGAUAUUGUGAACCGCAACUUUUGCAGGUUAUAUUCUGUGUCUUAGUGUUCAGUAAGUGAAUAAAGACAACGGUCGUGUAAAAUAACUACAUACAUAGAUAUUAUGCAAAUUAAUAACAAGACCAAUUUAUUAAUAAAUGCAUAUUUCACAGAUGAAGAUUGUUCUAUGAACAGUCUACCCGUUCAGCUCAAGUCUUCCAACAAUCAACCCAUUCAUUGUAGUAGAUUAUUAAGCAUAUAUUUUUCUCAUUAACACCGUUUACUGUUCCUUAUAAUAAACAUCUUCUCUUCUGUUUUGGGCCAUCUUUCUGUACAAAAGUGUCACGAGAUGUCGCUAGAGACCACGCAAAAAUAUUGUCUUCACUGGUUAGAAACUCCUCCUCGAUUCCUGACAAAAAAGAAAACGUCAUCAUCUGGCAGUGCUUUGUGAAAAUUGCUUACAGACGAGUGAAGCCCUAAAGAGAGAGGAUCAUAAGCGACAAUGGAUCCAUAAACAAACUAUUUUUCAUUUUUGGUGGAUAGGCCAAGAGGCAGAAACCAGGAUUCGUCGCUUU
Siniperca chuatsi (mandarin fish) is the source of this 4667-nucleotide messenger RNA. RefSeq names its product protocadherin alpha-3-like. Lineage: Eukaryota; Metazoa; Chordata; Actinopteri; Centrarchiformes; Sinipercidae. The coding region runs from base 1047 to 3524 and encodes 825 amino acids. The record is from RefSeq and is a predicted model, not a curated record. The transcript is spliced from 2 exons. Gene Ontology annotation, cellular component: plasma membrane. Gene Ontology annotation, biological process: homophilic cell-cell adhesion. Gene Ontology annotation, molecular function: calcium ion binding.